AUGAUCAACAAUAGUAGCACGGACUUUGUCAUCUCACUCAAAUACAAUCACCUCUCUCAACAAUUCACGAAAUACUUCGGCGUUAUCUUAUAUAUUGUUUGUUUCUUUGGGACCAUGAUGAAUGUUUUAACAUUCAUGCAACGGACAUAUCAGAGACGUGCGUGUACACUUUAUCUUCUUGUUGCUUCGAUUUGCGAUUUAAUUCACUUGAAUUUCGGACCUUUAUCAAACAUCCUCCAAUACGGUUUCGAUUAUGAUUGGACAAUAAAUUCCAAUGCUUUCUGUAAACUGAAGAGUUACAUAGUCUUUGUUUUCACUGUUCUAUCAGCAACAUUAACGACAAUCGCCAGUGCCGAUCGAUAUGUUCUCAGUUCACGAAAGACCGCACGAUGGAAGCUAAGUACAAGAUCAAUUGCAUUGCGCUGUAUUCUCUUUUCGAUCGUCUUUUGGAUCGUUUUCGCUAUUCCUGUUAUUUUCUGCUCCAUCCGCUUGAAUCAUUCGUCACACAACGAACAACUGAUCUGUUCGAACUCAUCGCAACAAAUUUCCUGUUUACUACUACAAAUUAUUUAUACGUGCAUCUUCAACGGCUUUCUCCCUCCACUUGUCAUGCUCUAUUUCGGUAUAUUAACAUGUACCAAUGCGCGUCAUCUUCGUCACCGAACUCUGUCCGCUUCUGCUCGUAUUCGACAAAUCAAUUAUCAAUUGACAUUAAUGCUUAUCCUCCAAACGAUCAAGUCAAGCUUUGCAUCUCUUCCAUUUUCAGUCUUUAACUGCUAUUUGCUGAUUACCUUGAAUUUGAAGAAAUCACCAUUAUAUCAAGCGAAAGAAAAUCUUGUUAAUCAAGUUGUUUACUUACUCUUCUGGAGCAACUAUACAAGCUUUUUUGUUUACGUUUAUUCUUCAGACAUAUUCAGAUAUCAAUGUCUGAGAGCGAUCAAAAAAUUGACAUGUCGUUUUUAUCGCGGUCAACAGCGGCAAUUGUAUUAUCAUCGAUCAGAAUUACGAUAUUUAACGGCAAAUGCGAGCAUUAUCGAAGAAAAGUAUAAACCGUCACAGAUUUUGUAA
This is a messenger RNA of Adineta ricciae, 1068 nucleotides long. The record is from the annotation of a GenBank genome assembly. Lineage: Eukaryota; Metazoa; Rotifera; Eurotatoria; Adinetida; Adinetidae.